Molecule: messenger RNA, 3710 nt
Organism: Ruditapes philippinarum (Manila clam)
Lineage: Eukaryota; Metazoa; Mollusca; Bivalvia; Venerida; Veneridae
Exons: 6
Coding region: 120-3422 (1100 amino acids)
Source: RefSeq, a predicted model, not a curated record
UUUUUUCAGGAAAAAAAAAAUUCUUACGGCCGAUUUUACGGAAAAUGUACCGUAUGAACGGUUUUUAUACACACCAGUAAAGCGCUCAUGUAUCAUGAUCGAAACGUUUGGAUUGAAACAUGGCUUUCAAUAUUUGGUUUGGAAUUGUUUUCUGCACUUGUUCUUCAAGACGCAUUAAUAAAUUUGUGAAAGGAACUUCAGGACAGACAGUUGGACAUGUAAUAUCAUUGAACAUUCCACCUGAACUGUGUAACUUGAAAAUUAAAGAAAUUACGGCUACCGCCAAAUUUGAUGAAACAAAUUCAGGCAACAGUAUAAAAUGUCCGGAAGAUAUGCCCGUUGACAUUUUGAAAGAAAACGGCAUGAAAUAUAUCAUCUGUGAAUUUGAAAAUGAGAGCGAAAAACCAUCUACAACAGGAUCUCAGAAUGCUUCUGCAUUUGACGUACUGAUGGCAAUGCGGAGAAAAUAUUCAUAUUUACCAGAAACCAGAGAGAAAAAAAAUGAGAAAGAUCGCUUGUACAACGACAUUAUUGCUUGCUUUGAAAGAGAAAAUGUGAAAUUUAUGAACCAUCAGAUUGACCUAGGCACACAGAUAGUCAAAGAUCUUUGUAAUGUGCUGUGGUAUAUAGACCCUUUCCAUGAACGACUAAAGGCAAGGUACAUUAAGAUUCCUGAGCCAUUUGACACUUUCACUGGUUACAGGAAUUGGAAACAGCAACACAGACAAGAACCAAAGAUCACUCUUGAGGAACUUAACCUACAGAUUGAGAGGCUUUCUCACAUUCUUAUGCUUCCAUGGUUUUUAAACGAGAAAUUUUCAUCAUUUCGAACAAAAGUAAAUGAGUUGGCUACUUGUCUUGAGAAAUACGCCACCUUUUUAUGUGACCAAAACAAACGUACAGAAAAAAAUCAUCAUAACCUUGAACCAGUACGAUCAUGGAGUGACAAUUUUAGCUUUAAUAUCAAAUCAGCACAUGAAAAGGGUCUCAAUAAAGGAAAGGAAAACACAAAAAAGACAAUUGUAAAAUACUCUUACAGCAAUGUUAUUGAAGCUUUAGAAAAUUUAGAUUAUUAUGAACCUUUGGAUUUGGUAGAAUUGGAGCCAAUUGAUGCCGUGAAGCGCAGAGCAUGGCUUGAACAUAUGGAACUGCCUUUCCCAUUUGGUAUAUUUACAUAUAGUCAUGGCAAUUAUCUUGGCAAUCUGACAGUUAUCUGGAAGCAACCCCCAGAUGUUCAGAGUCGUGAUAGUUCCGAAGAUGUACGUGUUAUCAAUGACAUUAAAGCUAAUAUGACCAAGUAUGCUACAAGAACAAUGAGAAGAGACUUUAUAGAUAUGUAUGGGAAAUCAGUAAAAGCAAAGCCUGCCAUACUACGCUCAGUAUUUUCAUUUCUUACAGGCUAUAAAAUGUCUCCAGAAAAUGAACAAGAAGCUUCAGUAGAUGAACGAGUGUGUGAGUUUUUAUUAAAUUCUGAUGAUCCAGAACUAAUUCUUGACCUCCGAAAACAUAACGGAAGGAUUAAAAAUCCAAAAUUUGAUCCUUUUUGGGAUGAACUUGAAAAGUAUCUACAAGAGAAGAGCGUGGUACAUGAACGACGUCAUACAGAUGCCAGUUACAUGCCAUUCGCCAUUUCUAUAACUGAUUUGCGAGAUCAGAUUUUAGAGAGACUACCAUCUGGGUCAGCAGCUCCAUCACCAUCAUGGAUCCGUUUGAAUUUCUUGCCAUCAAAUCCUUAUGUAAAAUCAGCAUUGAAUUACACUGGUAGAUAUAAUGUUAAAUAUGCUGUACAGCAGCGAUUGCUUAGAGCUCAGCAUGUUGAUUCCCCAUAUGCGUACUACCAGUAUGACUUAUUGAAACAUUUUGCUGUGAAAUGGAGAAGCGUCACUCUUAUGCAGUGCCUAGAUGACAAGGCUAUCAUCCCAGUAGGAGAGCCUGGGAAACCAACGGCAGCAUGCAGCAGAUCUCAUAAUCGUGGUCUUGUAGCGGGCACAAAUCCUCAGCUUUUAUCACUUGAUCAUGACUAUAACAUCUGUGGACUUGUCCCAUCUGUAUACUUAGAUGUAAUUAUCCCCUCUCAAGUAACAGAAACUUUUCAUCGCGGUGAUGUGCACAUAACUGUAAAAGAUAAAAUAUUUGAAGCAUCGUCUCCUUUAAGACAUGGCACUGAGUCAUUAAAAAUUGUUCGUGAAACUAGGUCACAAGAUGGAGUACACAGUGAUUGUCCUAUAAUUAUUCGAUAUACAGAUGGUGGCCCAGACCAUCGUACAACUUAUGCAAGUGUCCAGUUUGCUGCCAUUCUUGAAUUUAUUGCGCUUGAUCUAGACAUGUUCAUUGCUUGUAGAACCGCACCAAAUCAAAGCUAUAACAAUCCAGCAGAACGUGUCAUGUCACUGUUAAAUCUUGGUUUACAGAAUGUCUCACUGUGUAGAGCAGAAAUGGAUCCUGGAAAUGAAAUGCUCAUGAAGUCAAUGACAUCUCUUAAAAAGAUCCGCAACUGUGGAAAACCAUCGUUGAAAUCAGCAUUAAAGGAAUCCGUCAACGUUACAAUGAAUGUAGUCAAAGAUAUUUUUUCUCGGUUAAAUAGAAAACAUGGGUAUGUGUUUGUUCAUGAUGCUUGUGACGAAACAGAGAUUGCUGAUCUUUUAACUAUGAUUAAGUUAGUCACUGAUGAGGAUAUUGAUCCCAAGUGGAAGUUUAACAAGAAUGGGAAAUUCCAAAACUUCAUGUUGCGUCACUGCCGAGAACGGAAUUAUGUUUUUCAGAUAAAGAAAUGUGAUCUGCAAAAUGUUGACAGUUGUCCAUACUGUAGUCUUUCUCCACCCAGAAUUCCAGAGGAUCGUUACUGUUCUCUGAACUUUCUACCUGACCCUGUCCUUGAUCAGGAUGGAAAUUACAAAAGCUUCGAAGAAGUAUAUGGUACUGAGACAAGUGAGAAUGAUAGACCAUCACUAAAGGUGAAACCUGAAGCUUCUGAUAGAGAUAAACGCUUCAAAUCUGUAAUGGUGGCUGGUAAAGUUCGUGGCUUUGUUCAUUGUGUUGAAUGUGGCAAAAGAAGGGUGGUGUAUUGUUCAACCAGGUUGACACGACAACAAGAUAACCUUAUAAUACGUGUUCAGGAAGAGAUGAUGUAUGUUUGUGGGAACCCACUUUUUUCUGGUGGACCUAUGGAAGAUGUCUUGAUUGUAAGAGAAGGGAUGAAUUGUUCCACCACUAUUGAAACAUCUUAUUAUGCUGGAAUAACACAGAUAUUUGAUGAGAUAUGUUUUUACUGCGGUGACUUAGAUGUAAUAAGGAAUGAUGAGAUCGCCCAGCUGAAAGAAGAAUUUAGCAUUGUCCGACCAAUAUGCAAUACAUGUUUCAAUGUCAAACAACUUAAGCCCGCUACAAGAAAUGCUAAAAAGUUAAAAAAGCAUAAGAAAUAGAGUUGACUGUAUUAUUUAACAGACAGUUGUCUUUGGAAACUGUAAUAUAUAUAAAAAAGACACAUCUUCAAAUUUAGUGUUCAAAUGUUGUAUAUGUUUUUGUUAUCUGGUAAAAACAAACAUGCCUACUACAUGUGCUAUUAAAGGUCUUGUUGGCUCAUUUUCCUUGGUUCUUCACAGUAAAGACUGAAUACACUAUUAAAAUAUUCAUAUAUACAGUAUUCAGGAAUAAAUUUAAAUAAGAAGACUUUCCGAUGUUUUUUGUUUGUUUUUUCAGGAUUUUUUUUU